AAGAAGACGCAGAAACGACAUGGACGGACGUCGCGCUGAGUCUUGGGGCCGAGCUCAUGGUUCGCGUACGCACUGCAGUCGUCGAUCAGCUCGGAUACACCACUUCUGCAGGUAUUGCGUCGAACAAAACCCUGGCCAAGUUGUGCUCCUCCUGGCGCAAGCCAAACAGCCAAACGACCAUGCGACCCGCUGCUGUCGCCAACUUCUUACGCGACCUUCCUUUCCAAAAGAUUCGCUUCCUCGGCGGCAAGCUUGGAAACGCCAUCUCGACAGAGUGGGAGUCAUCCACUGUCGGCGAUCUCUGGUCUAUCAGCCGAGAGGAGAUGCAGGCCAGAUUUGGAGAAGAGAGUUUGUGGGUGUUUAAUGUCCUGCGCGGCAUCGACCACUCUGAAGUAAAGGAACGCGUCGCGACCAAGUCGAUGCUAGCAUCGAAAAAUGUCAGACCGCCGAUUCGUAAGACGGCUGACGCCAUGCACUGGCUCUCCAUCCUCUCCACCGAGCUAGCCAUCCGUCUGCGCGAAGCGAGAGAAGAUAUGCCUAAUCUGUGGCCGCGCACGCUCAUCUUUCGCUUCCUGCGUGCAGGCGACGUCCCGCGAAGCAAGCAAGUCGCUUUCCCCUUUGUUCGUGACUUGCAGGGCCAUGACAUCCUCAAAGCCGCAAAGAAGCUGUGGAACGAGUCGGCAGGCGACGCGCUUGGGACGCCAGAAGGCUCUAUCCGACCCGCGGAGAUUGUCAGCAUCAGUCUUGCCUUUUCGCAGCUAGAAGCCGGUGAGACAGGGCAGAAGAGCAUUCAAGGCUUCUUCCGCAAGAGGGAAGCUUCAACUCCGGUAUUUGUGGAAGGAUCUACGAAGGCAAAAGAGUCGGAUGGGAACGACGAAGCGUCUAUCAUGCUUUUUGGCAUUUCUUGCGACGAAGUCCGGCCAGUGCGCAGUGAGCACAAGAAACGCAAAGAGCCGGGCGGGCUCGAGCUUUUUGCCAAAAAGCAGAAGCUGCAGCUGAGAGACCAUGUGGCGGACGCGCAUGGCGAAGGCGAGGGCAAAGGCUCUGACGAGUUGACGUGGACAUGUGAUGAAUGCGGGAAAGUCGUACGCCAGGCAUUCGACGCUUCCGCUGCCGACGACAAUCUUCGCUGCUUUGCUGAGCAAACAUUGGUGUUGCAAAAGCAAGAUCACCAAGAUUGGCACUUCGCAGUGGCUUUGUCGCGUGAAGAACUGGCCGCGUCGUCUAACCCUCAACAGCAGCAUCCGGGGCAUCACAGCUGCUCCUCUGACCCUUCCUUAUCCGUCUCGUCCACAACGAGCAAGAAGAAGAAGAAAGGCUCAGCCCCUUCAGAUGCCAAGCAAAAGAAAGAAGGAAUCACGUCAUUUUUCAGCAAAAAGUCAUAGAUCUUCUCGCCAGCAGUAGCAUGGUGUAUGAAAGCAUUGCACAAUCGCAUUCUUGUCUUUCACUGUCGCUGCUCCGUUUGAGUCUACC
Molecule: messenger RNA, 1473 nt
Organism: Tilletiaria anomala UBC 951
Lineage: Eukaryota; Fungi; Basidiomycota; Exobasidiomycetes; Georgefischeriales; Tilletiariaceae
Product: DNA/RNA polymerase
Exons: 1
Coding region: 57-1385 (442 amino acids)
Biological process (GO): error-prone translesion synthesis; response to radiation
Cellular component (GO): site of double-strand break; nucleus; replication fork
Molecular function (GO): damaged DNA binding; DNA-directed DNA polymerase activity
Source: RefSeq, a predicted model, not a curated record